This is a messenger RNA of Rotaria socialis, 1029 nucleotides long. The record is from the annotation of a GenBank genome assembly. Lineage: Eukaryota; Metazoa; Rotifera; Eurotatoria; Philodinida; Philodinidae.
AUGACUGCAUCAUUCUUGUUGUUUAUUUUAAUUCUUGAGGCAAUUGUACCAAGUGUCCAUGGAUGGGGUCUAGAAGGACACGCACUUGUUGUCCGUCUAGCUGAGAGUCAAUUGACUCCGGAAGCAUCCGAAUGGAUUAAACCGUUGUUGCCUUGGUUCGUGUUUGGUAACUUGACAGCUGUCGCUUCGUGGGCCGACGACAUCAUUCACGAUAAUUCCAACCAUUUCGACUAUAUUAAUUGGCAAUGGACUCGAGCAUUGCACUAUAUCGAUAUGCCUGACUGGAACUGCAAUUACGAUCCACAGCGAGAUUGCAAGAAUGACAUUUGUGUCGAUGGUGCACUAAGAAAUUACUCACAGCGGCUGAUUGCUGCUGAUCUAGAUCAUAUACAACAUAAAGAAGCACUCAUGUUUCUUGUUCAUUUCGCUGGCGAUGUUCAUCAACCGCUGCAUGUUAGCUUCGCAGGAGAUUUAGGCGGAAACAGAGUGAAAGGGUUCUUCAUGAACAAUUCACGCGAGACAAAUCUUCAUUCACUAUGGGAUAGUGGACUCAUUCAUUGGCGUAUUUCGCACGAGUUUCAAUCGAAUUUCGAUCUCUAUUACGAAUAUCUAUAUACACUCAUGCGCAAUCAAACACCGACAAUUCACAAUGAUGAUUUCAAACAAUGGAUUAUAGAAAGUGCAACGCUAGUGUGCCAGCAAGUUUAUUUCGAUGAAACUAAUGUAACCAUGAAUGCUUCAGCCAUUUUUCAUCUGGGCAACAUCUACUAUAUGAAAAAUAUCCCCGUAGUUGAACAACGUAUCAUUAGAGGAGGUCAACGAUUAGGUUCUCUACUCAAUAGAUUAGCAGCUAAUCGUCCGAAGUCACCAGCAUCGUCACCGGAAAAGCUUUGUUGGGGCACAAUCGCUCUCAUCGUCGUAAUUGCCAUCGAACUGGUUGUUGUUAUUCUUGUCUUUAUAGGAACUCGCAUGGCCAAACGACUAAAAGAAAAAACUACAUUAUCAUUUUCUAAUCCUUUUAUGAAAUAA